GCAAGCACAACUUUCUCAACUGCAGAAAAGCUGGUUCUUUUUUCUACAGCUCUCUUACUAGAAAAAACGUUUUGGCCUGUUGAUUUCUUGCUUUCGCAGCUGAUAGCAAUGGCUAGAAAAUCCCCAGAAGAGGAGCAUCCAGUGAAGGCACAUGGAUGGGCUGCAAGAGACUCAUCUGGGGUGCUUUCCCCCUUCAAAUUCUCCAGAAGGGCAACACUGGAGGACGAUGUCAGAUUCAAGGUGCUAUAUUGCGGGAUCUGUCAUACCGACCUUCACUUCAUUAAGAAUGAUUGGGGAAUUUCUACCUACCCUUUUGUACCAGGGCACGAGAUUGUGGGUGAAGUUACAGAGGUUGGCAGCAAGGUGACAAAAGUCAAAGUGGGAGACAAAGUGGGCGUUGGGUACUUCCUUGGGUCAUGCCGCUCUUGUGAGAAUUGUUCUGAAGGCCUGGAAAACUAUUGUCCGAAAGUGGUGUUGACCUCUGGUGCUCCUUACCAUGAUGGAACCAUAACGUAUGGUGGCUAUUCGAAUGAGAUGGUCUGCAAUGAGCACUUUAUCAUUCGCUUCCCAGAGAACUUGCCACUUGAUGGGGGUGCACCAUUACUUUGUGCAGGAGCUACUGUGUACAGUCCAAUGAAAUACUAUGGCAUCGCCAAACCAGGGAGCCACAUUGGAAUCAAUGGCCUUGGUGGGCUUGGUCAUGUGGCUGUUAAGUUUGCGAAGGCCUUGGGGGCCAAAGUGACAGUUAUCAGUACGUCUGAUCGCAAGAAGGACGAAGCUCUAAACCAUCUUGGAGCAGACGCAUUUUUGAUUAGCCGAAAUGUUGAAGAUAUGAAGGCUGCUGCUGGCACAAUGGAUGGUAUACUUGACUGUGUCUCAGCUAAGCAUCCCUUAGUACCCUUGCUUGGUCUUCUCAAGUCUCAUGGAAAGCUUGUCACUCUGGGGGUACCAGCACAGCCACUUGAGCUUCCUCUCGCCCCUCUAGUUGUAGGAAGGAAGUUGGUUGGUGGAAGUAAUGUUGCAGGAGUAGCAGAGACACAAGAGAUGAUUGAUGUGGCUGGAAAGCACAACAUCACCGCAGAUAUCGAACUUGUUUCCAUGGAAGAUUUGAACACAGCUAUGGAACGUCUUGCAAAAGGUGAUGUGAGAUAUCGCUUUGUCAUUGAUGUUGCCAACACCUUGAAAGCUCCUUAAUCUCGUGUUUGGGAAGAUGUUACCAAGAUCUGAUUCCCAUACAGAUUCUUGAGUGAUAUGCUUUAGCAGCGUCUCAUAUCCCUCUGGCAUGGUGAAAUUUGGUUUUGUCUUCUUAAUUUCGAGUGACAAAUUUGGGAAGCUACUUUUUGUAACAAUUUCACUCUGACUUGGAUGCAAAUGAGAUAUGAUGCUGAAUAAUGUAUUGUUUCUGUAUCAAGCUAUUCCAGGGCUCAGCAGACCACAGGGCCUGUGUGAACUAGGUGUUACCUUUAUGUUAUGUAUGCCAGCAGGCUUUGUAAACUCGUAUGGAAUUGGGAUAAUAUGUCAUUAUGAUGCAGUCUCGUGUGUAAAUGGAAGAGACAAUUAAUAAUAAUAAUAAUAAAAUGUUGCUCUGUGCCUUUUUUAUUCUAA
Molecule: messenger RNA, 1605 nt
Organism: Coffea eugenioides
Lineage: Eukaryota; Viridiplantae; Streptophyta; Magnoliopsida; Gentianales; Rubiaceae
Product: probable mannitol dehydrogenase
Exons: 5
Coding region: 109-1194 (361 amino acids)
Biological process (GO): lignin biosynthetic process
Molecular function (GO): cinnamyl-alcohol dehydrogenase activity; zinc ion binding
Source: RefSeq, a predicted model, not a curated record